This is a messenger RNA of Dicrocoelium dendriticum, 474 nucleotides long. Lineage: Eukaryota; Metazoa; Platyhelminthes; Trematoda; Plagiorchiida; Dicrocoeliidae. The record is from the annotation of a GenBank genome assembly.
AUGGAUGAUAUUCACCCAAACCUUUUGUUUGAACUCGCAAGCGAGCUGUGUGGCCAGGUGACACGUUUGUUUGAGUUAUCCCUUCGUAGCUACUCGUUUCCCACGGACUGGAAAGAUACCAUCGGGCAACAAGCAUCUCCCUGCCGACUACUUGAACUGGGAAUGUUCUCAAGGCGUUUUCGUUGCCAUCGAGGCGACCUGUUUUCGACCUAUCGCAUACUUACAGGUAAAGUCGGACCCGACUUAUCUGGGCUUUUACAACCGGCUCGGCUUCCGUCUCUCCGAGGACACACGAUGAAUCUACACAAACUUCGAUCGGAUGGAGUCCGAGCGGACUUUCGCUUAUCACGUCGCGUGGUGGAUUCCCGGAAUACGGCACCUGAGAACCUGGUUUCGGCACCAACAGUGAAAGAGUUUGAACACCGACUUGACGCCUUUAGGCCUUCAGAUUUUAAUUUCCCCUUCUCAUCUUAG